Messenger RNA from Lotus japonicus, 1517 nucleotides. RefSeq names its product myb family transcription factor PHL8-like. The transcript is spliced from 6 exons. The record is from RefSeq and is a predicted model, not a curated record. Lineage: Eukaryota; Viridiplantae; Streptophyta; Magnoliopsida; Fabales; Fabaceae. The coding region runs from base 304 to 1338 and encodes 344 amino acids. Gene Ontology annotation, molecular function: DNA-binding transcription factor activity; DNA binding.
AGACCCAAAAUUGAGCUGUUAUGCUUUCUCUAUUUUUGCUGCAUCAUCAGAGAUUCUCUCCACCCCAUUCAAGUCAAAGAAGAAAGAGCAAGGGAAUUUUAAUUGUUUUGAAAAAAAGGAAAAGUGAGUAUGAAAUGGGAUGGCAUAUAUUCCCCCAACAUAACCCCACUCAUGUUUCCUGAUAUGGAGUGAGAUCAUAAAGAGAAGUAUAGCUUCUAUAUAUUGGUGCACGGAUAAUAGGAUCAACAUAACAUAUUCAUGUUCCAAUCCUUUACCAGUAACUCAUCCAAAUAAAGCAAGCAAAUGGGUCUGCAAAAUCAAAGUGUGCAUUUUGUUCUGUCCACUGAUGCCAAACCAAGGCUAAAAUGGACUCCUGAGCUUCACCAACGAUUCAUCGAGGCGACUAAUCAGCUCGGAGGUGCAGAAAAGGCAACUCCAAAGAAUCUUAUGAGGGUGAUGGGGAUUCCAGGACUUACUUUGUACCACCUCAAGAGCCAUUUACAGAAGUAUAGGCUAGGGAAAAGCCAAGUACUAGAAACCUGCUCUGACAGCAAACAAGAAGAUGAUUAUGACACAGAAACCAAGAGCAGUGAUGAUCAUUGCAGCAGGGAAAUCAGUUUUGGGGCCCAGAAUCAAAAUACUGAGAACUUGCAGAUAGCUGAGGCUCUCCAAAUGCAAAUGGAAGUACAGAGAAAGCUUUAUGAACAAAUUGAGGUACAGAAACAUUUGCAGCUUCGAAUCGAAGCUCAAGGGAAAUAUUUACAAUCAGUGCUAAAGAAGGCACAGGAAGCACUUUCAGGCUACAACAAUACUUCCCCAGUUGGUAUAGAACUCACAAAAUCUGAACUUUCUCAACUAGUUACCAUGAUCAACCAUGCUUGCCCAAAUUCUCCCACCUCAGAACUCACAGAAACAAGAGGGUUGAGCUUAAACUGUGGGCAGAGGAAAAGAGACAGAGGAACCAUGUGUUCAUUGGAAAGUUCUUUGACAUCUUCUGAAAGCUCUGGAAGGAGAGAAGAGAAACAACCAAUGGAAGAAGAAAUAGGGGACUUCAAAAAUUCCAAUACUAUUCCACUUGAAUUGACACUAUUAACCGUUCACCAUGAAGAUAAAGCAUCCAAUGGAGAUUCAAGUAGUGAAGCUAAUGGGAGAAAAAGAAGUGCAGCUACUAAAUUUGAUGGUAGCAGUGCUGAGCAACCACCUGGGAAAAGAUGUAGCAGGAAACCCAAGUUGUCAGAAAUGCUUGACUUGAACAGCCAAUGUGAGAGUGACAUGGACUCAACAAGUUCAAAAACAGCAUUAGACUUAAAUUGCAGCCCAAACUUUUCGGAACCAUGAAGAUAGUUUAUACUUUUCUAUGGUUAUGUGAAACGUAUGCAGCAAAAUCAUUAUCAUAAAGGAAAUAUGUUUAUAUAGUAUGUAUAUAUUAUCAUAAUGAAAAGGAACAACAAUUGACUGUAUAAUAUAAUGCAACCUUGUCAAGAAAAAGUUCUAAUACACAUGAUCAUAUGGUUGGU